Messenger RNA from Oldenlandia corymbosa var. corymbosa, 2250 nucleotides. Lineage: Eukaryota; Viridiplantae; Streptophyta; Magnoliopsida; Gentianales; Rubiaceae. The record is from the annotation of a GenBank genome assembly.
AUGGCAACUUCUGGUGAUCAAGUGAAGAUUUUAGGAUUGCCAGGCAGUCCUAAAAACCGGGUUCAGAUCUCCCUCAACUUGAAAGGCGUCCCAUAUAAAUUAAGGGAGGAAGAUUUUGUUCAACAAAAGGGAUCUUUUUGGUCAUGGAUGCUUGCAAUUGAGAUAUUGGCUGAGCUGCAAAAUGGGAGCUUUUGUCUCCCUCCUCCUUUGCUCACACAAACAACUAGCAGAAGAGGAAGGAGUAAUAAUGAAAAUGGUGGCCUUAAUUUUAGAUGUUCAUGUUCUUCAUCAUCUGCCAGUAUUCAAAUCAUUGAUAUCCUUCAAAACAAGGUUCUAAUAGCAGCAGCAAUAUCAGGAGCAAUUGGGCAAUGUUCAAAGCCCUUCACUUCAAGGGUUUUAUAUGGAGCUCCCAAUAUUGACUUUAUGAAUGCCUUUCGAGCUGGAGGUUUCCCUUCCACUCAUUCCUCUGCAGCUGUUGCCGCCGCCAUCACCCUUGGCCUUGAAAGGGGUUUCUCGGAUUCGAUUUUUGGUUUGGCAGUUGUUUAUGCUUGCCUGAUCAUGUAUGAUGCACAGGGUGUUAGGAGGGAAGUAGGGAAUCACGCGAAAGUAAUAAAUAAGGAGGUCUUGUACAUAUCAAACAAGCUGGACAAGGAUGCUUCCUGCAGUGGUCACAAGGAUGCCAAUUGUAAUGAAUGUUUUCCAAGUCGAGAAAACAAGGAGGGGUCGUUGGAGCCUUCUUUGCUUCAGCCGAGAUCGAGAAAUGUAGCUUCUAACUCAUUGUUAGUCACUUCUCUUGAUCAGGCAUCCUCUGAUGCGAAAGGAGCCAGAAAAGUGGUCUUGUUGAAAGAAACAAUUGGUCACACAGAGAUGGAAGUCAUAGCAGGUGCUGUGUUGGGUUUCUUUGUCAGUCUAGCUGCAUCGGAGUUCCGACUGAACACGAUCAAUAUGAGGCUGUCUCCGCCGUGGAAGUCCACCGUAUUGAACGGCCGGCGAGGCGGAUUAGGCCUUGCCGCCAUAGCUUAUGUAGGAGUUGACUAUCUCCGGCAUUGGUCCCCGCGGUGGCACGGGCGGUUGCAGCCGGUUUUGUGGACUGUUUUUGCCAUUGCAGUUAUAGUUCGGGUUCCGUUUUACAAGCACUGGUCUGCUGAACUGCGCUCUGCUCUUCCGUUCGUGUUCUCUUUGAUGUUUAUGCUGUCGGCUUUGUUAUUUGAGGCUAUUUCCGUGCGGUUUGUCACGGUGGUGCUUGGCGAAGAUUGGCAUAAUGCUGCCCAGCCUCUUCCAGAUACUGGCCAGUGGCUGCUGCUUGCCUGGAACGAGAAGUUGCCAGAAGUAGUUGUCAGUUUGUUGCGAGCUCGCAUAAUUGGACUGCACCACUACCUAAUGUUGUUUGUGAUGCUUGCUUUCUCUGUGUUAUUCAACUCAGUUGAAGCUCCUGGUCUGGGGUUGGGUGCGAGGUACAUGUUUACCAUGGGUGUUGGGCGAAUUCUCCGUGCGUUGGGGUUUGUAUCUACUAUUUUGCCAUCUCCUCGGCCCUGGUGUGCAUCAGUUCGCUUCCAUCCUCCUGCUCACCCUCAUCAUUGGGCUCAAAAAUAUUAUACUCCAUAUGCAACUGAUUCAUAUGCUAUUCGCCAAGUUAUUUAUUAUGAUAUGGCCUAUGCUGAUCCUGGACAAUAUGGUGUCGAAUAUCGUCCUGAUUGGGGUCCAAUGAGCUUCCUUAUCGACUUCUUGCGACCUACUCCACCUGAUGGUGGUUCUCCAUGGUAUCAUCUGCUAAAGAAAGCUGGGGGCGGUUGCAAUGACCUUAUAUACAGUGGCCACAUGCUUGUAUCAGUAUUGACGGCUAUGGCGUGGACGGAAGCUUAUGGUGGUGUAAGCUCCAUUCUCAUCUGGCUGCUUGUAUUGCACAGUGCACAGAGAGAAAUUCGUGAACGUAAUCAUUACACUGUAGAUUGUCUUUUCGCCAUCUACAUGGGAUUCUUUCUGUGGAAGAUGAUUGGCCUUUUCUGGCCCAGAAAAGAUACAUCCAGACGCAGAAGGCUAGAUAAGCUGGACAAAGUUCAGGGUAAACUGAUGCAAGCAGCAAAAGACUCGGAUAUGGACAGAGUGAAAGAAAUCCUGAAUGAGGUUGAAGUUAGUAGCCAAGUAAGAGAUAGUCUCAAGAACAGGGCUAUGUGGGUGUUCUCUGGCGUAACCAUUUUCUGCACCAUUACAAUGGUGCUUCUUGCCUUCACAUUAACAUCCGAUGGCUAA